This is a messenger RNA of Aspergillus versicolor CBS 583.65, 836 nucleotides long. RefSeq lists its product as uncharacterized. The record is from RefSeq and is a predicted model, not a curated record. The transcript is spliced from 3 exons. NCBI's taxonomy places the organism in Eukaryota, Fungi, Ascomycota, Eurotiomycetes, Eurotiales, Aspergillaceae. The coding region runs from base 41 to 787 and encodes 248 amino acids.
CUCAAGUUUGUUCUGGUGGUGACAAUCCUCCUGAUCAACCAUGAAAGCCUUCACCCGUAGUAUAGCUGCUCUGGUUGCAGGUUCUGCCUUCCUGCAAUCAUGCCUCGCCCAAUCUAGCAACCCUACGCUAUUCACAGAUCCAAACACUGGUAUCAGGUUCAAUGCGUGGACAGUGGCCCCGAGCCGCUUUUCACCGGGCCUGACCUUUGGCAUGGCGCUUCCAGAGGAUGCUCUCAGCACAGAUGCCACUGAAUUCAUCGGUUACUUGUCCUGCAACUCUGCAAAUAACGAUGGACGCGGAUGGUGUGGGAUUUCCCUAGGUGGAUACAUGCCUGGCAACUUGCUCCUACUGGCGUACCCGCAGGAGGACGACGUGCUUACUUCUUUCCGCUUCGCGUCGAAGUACACGAUGCCAGACUUAUACACUGGGAAUGCUACACUGACUCAGAUCUCGUCGAGCAUUAACUCAACCGGAUUCAGCCUGCUGUUCCGUUGCGAGGGCUGCCUCUCUUGGGAGCAGGAUGGCACGACUGGAAAUGCCUCAACCAGUGCUAGCCAGCUGCUCCUGGGAUGGGCGCAGGCCGAGGAGAAUCCUACUGACGGUGCCUGUCCCGAUGAUUUAUCACUUGUGAAGCAUGAGGCGAACAGCCUCUGGAUUGCAAAAUUUGAUAGGAAUGCUACGAGCUCCUCGUACAAUUCCUGGGCCAAGCUUGCUACGAAUGUUGUUACUGGUGAUUGUGAUGGUGGUGGCAGCAAUGGUACCGGAACUAAGCCUCGUUGGUAUUGAUUAAUUGCUAUACAUAUUUACCAAAGAUCUCGUAAGGAGAUGAGAAUCC